CUCCUCAUCGCCUCCCCACUCUGUCACUGUCAGUGUUCUGAGUAAACAGCUUGUGAGGGAAUUCUUCUUCUUUACUUGAAUCUCAUACAAUUAAGAGCCACAGGUUGAUAUCUUCUCAGCUUCAUUUCUCAGCUUCAUCUCUCACUUCUCUAAGGGGUGUUGUAUUCUGUUGAAUCAAAAUGGGUGGUGCUGGCUGGUUGUUUUUGUUUGCAGUGCUCAUGGCUGCCGCCUUGUUGUUCUGCAUGGUUUUCUUCAUCAUUAUGUUCUCCGACCUAGAAUGCGACUAUAUCAACCCUAUAGAUCUCUGCAACAAGCUCAACCAAUUCGUUCUACCUGAAAACAUCGCACACGCCUUCCUGACCUUGCUGUUCUUGAUUUCUGGACAAUGGAUAGCCUUCCUGUUGAAUGCUCCGCUUUUGGUGUUCAAUGUGAUUAAAAUCCGAAGCAAAAACCACAUGUACGACGCGACAGAAAUUUUCCGAACGCUACCGAACCACAAGAAAGAGAGUUUUAUUAAGCUUGGAUUCUAUCUUCUUUCCUUCUUUUACUAUCUCUAUCGAAUGAUUGUCGCGCUUAUCGCAGAGAGCGAGUGAUGAAGGAAUGGCAAUAGAAGACAGUUGAAGAAGACGUGCCAUGCCCAUAUUACUAUUCACCAUGUCUCUAAAUUUCAACUCGGAUAUUGGUCGAAUGUUUUCAUUUACUAAAACACUUUCUGUUCUCG
Molecule: messenger RNA, 721 nt
Organism: Marasmius oreades (fairy-ring Marasmius)
Lineage: Eukaryota; Fungi; Basidiomycota; Agaricomycetes; Agaricales; Marasmiaceae
Exons: 6
Coding region: 180-593 (137 amino acids)
Biological process (GO): endoplasmic reticulum to Golgi vesicle-mediated transport
Cellular component (GO): endoplasmic reticulum membrane; COPII-coated ER to Golgi transport vesicle
Source: RefSeq, a predicted model, not a curated record